Purpureocillium lilacinum is the source of this 516-nucleotide messenger RNA. RefSeq lists its product as uncharacterized. Gene Ontology annotation, biological process: late endosome to vacuole transport via multivesicular body sorting pathway; protein targeting to vacuole. The record is from RefSeq and is a predicted model, not a curated record. Gene Ontology annotation, cellular component: Vps55/Vps68 complex; fungal-type vacuole membrane. Lineage: Eukaryota; Fungi; Ascomycota; Sordariomycetes; Hypocreales; Ophiocordycipitaceae.
AUGGAGGAGGAACGUCUCUGGAAGUUUAGAAAGCCCGAGUGGCUGAACAGCGCCUGGGCGCGCAAUGCCGGCGUCUACAGCGCCGGAGCUCUGUACUCGCUCGCCUUCUACGUCAUGCUCGACUCGGCCGUUUGGUCCAAGUCGGCCCGCAACGGCUCCAGCGUCCACGUCAAGUUCGUCGACUGGCUGCCCCUGGUCUUCUCCAGCCUGGGCAUGCUCAUCAUCAACUCGGUCGAGAAGCAGCGCCUCAGCGCCGACUCCUUCAGCUACAGCGGCUCCGGCGUCGCCUGGAAGGCCCGCGUCGUUCUCUUCCUUGGAUUCGCGGCCCUUGCUGGCGGCAUGGCCGGCGGCGUCACCGUCUUUGUGCUCAAGUUUGUGGUCCCGGGCGUGGAAAUGCCGGCGCUGGGCAUGGGCAUCGAGAACAUCGUCAGCAACGCGCUCGUUGGGUUCAGCUCUGUGGUCCUCUGGGUGAGCCAGAAUAUGGAGGACGAGUAUUCGUACAACCUGUCGAUAUAA